Hibiscus syriacus is the source of this 741-nucleotide messenger RNA. RefSeq names its product oleosin-like. Gene Ontology annotation, biological process: lipid storage. The record is from RefSeq and is a predicted model, not a curated record. The transcript has a single exon. Lineage: Eukaryota; Viridiplantae; Streptophyta; Magnoliopsida; Malvales; Malvaceae. Bases 214 to 681 code for a protein of 155 amino acids. Gene Ontology annotation, cellular component: membrane; monolayer-surrounded lipid storage body.
GUCUCAUACCCUACGAUUGCAAAAGCUCCAAGCCUUCUCCACGUGUGUCAUUUGCAUGUCUCCAGAAACUGUAAUUCCACGACACUUGUCACCAAACCCUAAUCUUUAUCGUCACCUUUGUCGCUUUAAUGGUUAUCAUUUUACCACUUCCCCUGUUUUCUCAAGUCUUUUCCUCUUCCCCUUCACCCUUUGAGCUCUCUAAGUCUGUUAACCAUGGCUGAGCGCAGUCCGAGUCAGCAGAGAUCACCAAUACCGAACCCCACCGUCACAACUUUCCUACAAAGAAUCCAAGCUCAUGCACCCAACUCCGCCCAACUUCCCUUGUUUGUCACCGCCUCGAUUCUCCUAAUCUUCACCGGCGUCACCGUGACCGUCGCCAGCCUCGGGUUCAUCUUGUUGAUGCCAUUGAUCCUCAUCUCGAGCCCUAUAUGGUUCCCGGUAGGCUCCGUGAUGUUGAUCGUUUUGGCCGGCUUCUUCUCGGCGUGCGGCUUCGGGGUUUUGUCGGUGGCGGGGUUGUGUUGGAUCUACCGGUACUUCAGAGGCAUGCACCCGCCGGGAUCCGACAGGGUCGACUAUGCCCGUAGCCGGAUUUACGAUACGGCUAGCCACGUGAAGGAUUAUGCUAUUGAAUACGGUGGUUACUUGCAGAGCAAAGUGAAGGAUGCGGCUCCCGGUGCAUGAUCAAUGGAUGAAUUUAGAUCGGAGUUAGGGUUGCCUGCUUUUCCUUUGUUUAUAAAAUAA